Messenger RNA from Desarmillaria tabescens, 1090 nucleotides. RefSeq lists its product as uncharacterized. The coding region runs from base 223 to 1029 and encodes 268 amino acids. The record is from RefSeq and is a predicted model, not a curated record. The transcript is spliced from 4 exons. NCBI's taxonomy places the organism in Eukaryota, Fungi, Basidiomycota, Agaricomycetes, Agaricales, Physalacriaceae.
CUCCUACAAGCAAGUUCCCCCGAGAAGUUAGAACUCAUCAACAGAAUCAUCGACCAGUUCAAUGAAGAUUGCAAAUGGCUCACGGCCUGCAAAUCUGUUUGUCGCACUCCAGCUCGCCAGCCGGGACCGUUAUUUUCUCACGAGUCUCGCUCAACAGCCAUGACUUGAAGAACCGAAACCGGUGAAUAACCCCUAACCACCUCUUGAACCACGACCACCAUCAUGUUUCACGACCAACGCAGCUUCGAGCCUUAUACGGCCCCCAAUGACGAUAUGGACAGAGAAUCGCACUUGUCAACCUCGCCUAAUCAAGUUCUCCGACGAGCCAAGCCCGGCGAAGAGAAGAAUUUCGAACGGGAUAUGCAGGAGAUCCAUUCGCAGAUGCAAGAGUUCUUCGAUAGCAUGCAAAGGAUAGCGAAUAUGAGCUAUAUAGUGGCGGUGGAAGCCUCAAGAGCAGCGUUGGAAGCAGUAAAAGCAGCCCCGGAAGCCACAAGAGAACGCACUCUCCUAUAUCAGACGGCAAACAGUUUCUGUCGAGGACUUGUCGACACGCUCCGAGGCACCAGCGAGAUUGAAGCUAUCGUCGAGGAAAUAUCCACCGCAAUAUCUAACAGUUUUGAUGGAAUAGUAGGCCGGAGACUAUCAUAUUUGCCUGAUGUCCUCACUGCUUUGGUGUACUACGAUGCUCGUAAAUCUGUCACCCAGUCCUUGCCUCUGCUCGCCCAACACCUUCCAUCGGUCGUACACGAUGGCCAUACACAUGCCGCGGAUGCAUUGGAAGAGAUAUCGAGCCAGUACAGCUUGCGCCCUUUGACUCUGUCGAUCCUUGACAAGGCAUGCGACGGGAUUCUUGUACACGCUAUUCCAUCCAUCGAAUUCGCACGGAGCACCCUUCAGCAUUUUGCUCGGGAAUGUGGUCUCGAUGCCCAGCUUCAACGUCGCAUAGAUGAAGUAAUGAUGUCUCUCGUUGAUGUCAGAAACUACGAUGGACGUUUAAAGUACUUUGAUUCGGAAAUUGAAAUGGCUUGAUCCCUUUGUAUGUAUGCGCAGCCACAAUUUGUAUUCUGUAUCAGGAUUCCUACAAAAAACA